AAACAGUCGGGAAACUGUCAAAAAAGCAUCAGAAAUUCACAAGCGCACGUGAGAUUUGGAGAGUCCCCGCGGAAUCUGUUGUUCCGUGAUUGAUUGCAAGCUUCAUUGGAAUAAGUGUCACAAAGUACUUCCCCGUUUCCAACUAUGCCGGUGGAUCAGAAACGUAUCAACGGACCCGAAGGCUCGCUUCCCUACCAGAUUUUCGGUAAAAAUCGGGACAAAACAUUCGAGGAACGGGUGGCGGCCGUGUUCGAUUCCAGUGGAAAGCGAAAGUGCAGCCGAAAGGAUAAUGAAAGCCGAAAGUAUUUUAUGAAACUCGGUGUGGUAUCGACGGCCAAAGGCUCUGCUUAUCUGGAACUGGGAAAUACCAAGGUCAUAGUGUCGGUGUUUGAUCCCCGCGAGAUUCCCAAGCAGAACAAGUUCCGUGCCCUAGGCGAGCUGUAUUGCGAUUUCAAGUUCUCGACUUUUGCCUGCGUUCAUAGGAAGAACCCGCAAACCGAUGCCGAAGAGCGCUCCCUGGCGGCGGCCAUGACCAAGGCCCUGCAACCGGUUGUGUGUCGACAUUUGUUUCCGAAUUUUCAGAUCGAUAUCUUCGCAAACGUUCUGGAGGACGACGGUUCCGUUUUGGCCGCUGUUAUAACGGCUGCCGGGUUGGCCUUGAGCGACGCCACGAUUUCCAUGUUCGACAUCGUGACGGCUUCGACGGUUGCCGUUAUUGAGGAUAAGAUCUAUCUGGACCCGACCCGGGAAGAGGAACAGCUUUGCUUGGAAGGCGGAAGAAAUGGCAAUCAUGGAGUAAUCACAAUGGCGAAACUACAUACUCUAGAUCAGACGUCGGAAUUCCGACAAGCUGGCAAUAUUUCGUUGGACAAAUUGAAGGAAGCUUGCCAACGAUUGAAUGAAGCGAGUCUUGAAAUAGCCCCCGUUGUUCAGCAGAUGCUGGUGAGCAAGGUACAGAAACACAUGGCGGAGAUCGAUCUGGAGGAAGAGGAAGAUGUUGAUGAGGACAAGGAAGAUUUGGAUGCGACCAGUACGAGUCAGGUUUCGGUUACUGCGGAUGCUUGAAUAAACAUCGAGGUUUUCGGAAA
Aedes albopictus (Asian tiger mosquito) is the source of this 1088-nucleotide messenger RNA. RefSeq names its product exosome complex component MTR3. Gene Ontology annotation, biological process: poly(A)-dependent snoRNA 3'-end processing; U4 snRNA 3'-end processing; rRNA catabolic process. Gene Ontology annotation, cellular component: cytoplasmic exosome (RNase complex); nucleolus; nuclear exosome (RNase complex). The record is from RefSeq and is a predicted model, not a curated record. NCBI's taxonomy places the organism in Eukaryota, Metazoa, Arthropoda, Insecta, Diptera, Culicidae. Bases 145 to 1065 code for a protein of 306 amino acids. The transcript is spliced from 2 exons.